CAGGUGAUAUGUGUGGAGAUUCCUGUUGUACGAAGGAGCUAGAAAAAGAAGCGUACAAAUAUAACCAAAUAUUAGUAGAUAAAUAUAUUAGGAGUUCAAUCUCGAAGGUCUCAUCUAUAUUAGAUAUCAGGGCUCGAAAAUUUGAUGAACAUUUCCAGGGUAUGAUGAAACAAUCGAAGAAGGAGUUCCACGAGAUGUUCGAGCGAACGUACGGCAAAAUCUAUCUGCAGAACUCCGACGUCUUCAUCGACUUCUUCGUGGAGUUGGAGACCUACUACAGGAAGGGCACUGUGAGACUGUCUGAGACCAUGGACACCUUCUUCGGGAUAUUGUACCAGAGGAUGUUCAAGGUGAUCAAUGCGCAGUACAUGUUCGAUGAUGCCUAUCUGGAAUGCGUAUCAGGUCACAUGACCGACAUGAAACCGUUCGGCGACGUGCCGCACAAGCUCGGCAUCCAGCUGCGGCGCUCCUUCGUCGCCACCAGGACGUUCCACAAGGCGUUGGUGCGUGGCGCCGAGGCGGCCGACCGGCUAGCCGAUCUCAAGGUCAACGCCGACUGUUACGCCGCCAGCGCCGCCAUGCGGUACUGCGGGGCGUGCAGGGGGCAGCAGGAAAGUGGCGGGGGGGUGUGCUCGGGGUACUGCACGAAGACGAUGCAGGGGUGUUUCGGGGUGUACGGGGAGGUGUCGCCGUCCUGGGACAGUUUCGUGGACGCGAUCGACAAGGUAUCAGAACGCCUUCUCGGCCCCUACAACAUCGAGAUCGUGGUCGAACCGCUCAACAUCAAAAUCUCCGAGGCCAUCAUGAACUUCCAGGAGAGCGGGCUGAACGUCUCCCGCAAAAUCUACUCGCUGUGCGGUAAGCCGCCCCAGUACAGCCGCCCGAAGCGCGAUGGACCGCCCGCAGUGGGUUUUGACAGCCGCCCGAAGCGCGAGGGGGCGGGGCUAAGGGAGGGGCCGCCCUCUGAGGGGUUGGAGAUCGAGAUCGAGCCGAUGCGAGGGACGGGGGGGAGAAGAAAGCAUAAGAAGACUGCGGCGACGGUUGAGAGCCGGUCCGCGUUGGAGAAGAUCAUUUUGGAUAUCAAGCAGAAAAUAAAGGAAACCAAACAAUUCUGGCUCAACCUGCCCUACCAGUACUGCAACAACCUCUCGCUGCUCGACCCCUCGAACGACACCGCCCCCUGUUGGAACGGCACCAACACAUCUCCAACCCCCACACACCCCCGCACCUCGGACGCCCCCCUGCUGCCCCCUUUGCUCAGCGAGCAGACCUUCGCCCUGCAAGGGCUCACCGACAAGCUCCGGAAGGCCCACCAGGGCCAAGAAGUCGAAAUGGUGGACGACACGGAAGAAGUUCUCGACGGCAGUGGCUCCGGGUCCGGCGACGGUGACGAAGAAGAUGAUGUCGAGCCACCGUCCCGGCCCGACGAGAAAGAAGAAGAAGAGGAGGACAGGGGGAUCGUGUUUACGGCCGAGGAAGACGGGAGGAAUAAUGAGGUUGUGGCGCCGGUGCCGAGCAGUACUAGGGAACCGGAAGUGGUGCGCGCUAGUGGCGGUGCUAGGACUGUGGAGGGCAUGUCGUUGCAGAGGGCGCUGGUGUGCUAUUUGGUGCCCAUCGUGCUGGCGUGGUUCGGGGGCGCCAUCACGAAUUUGCUGUGAUAUGAUGAUUUUUUUUUGA
This is a messenger RNA of Phaedon cochleariae (mustard beetle), 1677 nucleotides long. Lineage: Eukaryota; Metazoa; Arthropoda; Insecta; Coleoptera; Chrysomelidae. The record is from the annotation of a GenBank genome assembly.